This is a messenger RNA of Cooperia oncophora, 219 nucleotides long. Lineage: Eukaryota; Metazoa; Nematoda; Chromadorea; Rhabditida; Trichostrongylidae. The record is from the annotation of a GenBank genome assembly.
AUGAGCUAUCCGGGAACUGCCAAAGCCUAUUAUAUCGAUGAACGAGGAAAGAGGCAUCUCUAUUCAGCGAUGCAAUAUAUGGAUUGUGUGAUGUCAUUUUGUGAAAAGGCGAGCAGAAGUGAAGAAUUAUUUCCAACCAAAUACGGUAUGUUUACACGUCAUGUAUUUGCGACAAUAUCUCUUACUGUAACACGUGCGACUUUUAGUGCUUGUUUAUAA